Molecule: messenger RNA, 1564 nt
Organism: Nothobranchius furzeri (turquoise killifish)
Lineage: Eukaryota; Metazoa; Chordata; Actinopteri; Cyprinodontiformes; Nothobranchiidae
Gene: olfml1
Product: olfactomedin-like 1
Biological process (GO): signal transduction
Source: RefSeq, a predicted model, not a curated record
AUCUGAUAUCAGAUGAGAAAAAGGAGGCAGAAAGUUCAGGAAGUAAAACUGUGACGGGAGUCAAAACCACAAGAAUCAAGGAAGUUUGAGAGAUCAGGAGGAAAGAAGUGGGACUGAAGCCAUCAGCUCGAUUUGCAGGAAAUAUCUUAUCACUCUGGUGCUCAUAGAAGAAGUACAUCACGGAGGAAGUGAGAGCAGCUGCAGAUUUGAGAGAGUUUUAAGAUUUAAAACAGACGUAAUGUCAGGCAGAGCCACUCCUUUGUUUCUCUUGUUUCUGUGUCUGACUCUGGGAUCCGUCCAGAACCAGGGUUCUUCCCAGGAUGCAUUUAUUAUCCAGUACCUGGAGAGGAGACUGGUUCAGAUGGAGGAGCGUCUGAAUCAGUGUGAGCAAAACACACUCGGCAUCACCCAGAAAAGCUUCGACCUGUCGUCUGAAAUCAGAGGCUGCGUGUCCUCGCUCAGCAUGCUCAGAUCAGAGGUGAAGAGUCAGGUGGACGGUGUGUCUGUGCGUGUUGAGCGGGUGGAAAGAGAGCUGGAAUUUUUGGAAAACAAAAUUCCCACCCAGUCACACAUUGAGAUGGAGGAGGCACUGCUGGAGCAGCAGAUAAAGGCUGCAGAACUGGAGCAGCUGAAGAAGAAAGCAGAGAUAACUCUGGAGAACGACUGCAGCACAGCUCUGAGUCAGAUCAAGUCUCUGAAGAUCGUGAAGAGGACAGGAGACCCGAAUGGUUCCUGGUUCAAAGACCCAUCUGAAGGAUCAGCAACGGUGUAUCUGCUGAGUGGGAUUCGCAACAACACUGUCCUGGAGUACAAAUCUCUGAAGCAGUUCACAAAGACCUCUGCAGCUCCUCUAAAGGUGGUGCAGCUGCCUUUCUCCUGGCAGGGCACGGGUCAUGUGGUGUACCACGGAUUCCUCUACUGCCACAAGGCAGAUACACCCAACGAAAUACUGAAGGUAGAUCUCCUGAAUGGCUCGGUGGUGGAUAGCACCCUUCUUCCCGGAGCGGGUCGUCUCCCCGUCUACAGUCUGAAUCCCAACACCUACCUGGACAUGGCUGUUGAUGAGCUCGGCCUCUGGGUCAUCCACGCUGACCCGGAGUACGGAGGAAACCUGGUCAUUACUAAACUGGAUAAAGGAACCCUGGCCGUAGACCACACCUGGGAUACCCAGUGUAGAAGCCAUGAUGCUGAAGGAGCCUUCCUGAUGUGUGGAACCCUUUAUGUGGUCUACAACACGCGCUAUGGAGGACGCUCUACCAUCCAGUGUCUGUAUGACAUCCAUGACACCAUCCACAGCAGUGAGAGUCCUGUGGUGUUCUUCCCAAAGCGCUACACCAGCCACAGCAGCAUCCACUAUCACCCAGGAGACAAGCAGCUGUAUGCUUGGGACGAUGGCUACCAGACUAUUUACAAAGUGGAGACGCGCAGCAAUGAUGGGAUCGUUGCAGAAUAAUAUCUGCCUUUGAUGCUGUUUUUCAUUAUAAAAACUGCUUUUUCACAUCAGAAAUGACACCAAUAGAUGUAUCAGUAAAAAUAAUGUUUAUUAAAAAAAGGCAUGAAUGAA